UUAAACUCACUCACUCUCCCGGUCGCUGUCUCUGUCCAGGAAGGUUGCUUUCAGCAAAACCGCCUGUUGGGAUUCAUUUCAGUGGUGAGCUACAAACAGACACGCUUUCCUGCUGUUUUCUGUCUAUCCCGGACGUCUGCAGUAUAUUCGUGUGUUUGCGAGCCUGCUGUGUGUUUUUUCUAUUAUAACGGAACACACUCGAAUCUUCUCCCUGUGAAGAAAGAGGCGACGGACCGCCUGAACUCAACUAGCCGCUAAAGUCUCAUCUCGGCGGGGGUCUUGUUUUGUGUUUAACGGAGGACCCUGGUUCUGAGAACCCCCACAAAAUGGAGAAGUUAGAGAAGGGAAUCAAGCCAGUGGAAGAGUGUGAAUCUCCCGAGGACGAAGUGGUUGACCCCCGGAUCCAGGGGGAGUUGGACAAGUUGAACCAGUCUACAGAGGACAUCAACCGCUGGGAGACAGAGCUGGAGGACUGUCGUCAGAAGUUCCGUGCGGUGCUGGUGGAAGCCACAGUGAAGCUGGAUGAGCAGGUGAAGAGGAUCGGCAGAGCUGUAGAAGACUCCAAACCUUACUGGGAGGCCAGGAGAGUGGCCAGACAGGCCCAGCUGGAGGCCCAGAGGGCGACAGGGGAGUUCCAGCGUGCGGUGGAGAUCCUGGGGGCGGCUAAAGAGACCAUCGCCCUGGCAGAGGAGAGACUCCUGGAGGAGGACAGCAGACAGUUUGACUCAGCCUGGCAGGAGAUGCUCAACCACGCCACCAACAGGGUGAUGGAGGCGGAGAUGACGAGGACUCGUAGCGAAUUAGAGCACAGAAAGACGGCGAACCACUACAAUGCCUGCAUCAGUCAUAUGAGACAGCUCGAGAAAAAACUCAAACACACCAUCAACAAGUCCAGGCCAUAUUUUGAACUGAAGGCGAAAUACUACCUAAAACUGGAGCAACUAAAACGUUGCGUAGACGAGCAUCAGGCGAAACUGACCGUCGCCAAGGCAGACUACCGCACAGCGCUGCGUAACCUAGAGACCAUCUCAGAGGAGAUCCACGCCCGGCGACGCUCCAUCACCAUGGGAACCAGAGGGAGGGGUGUGGGGGCCGAGGGCGAGGGAGGCCAUGAGGACAUUACCAACUUCAAGAUGGAGUCAGACGGACUGUCCAUGGUGUCUGUGACGUUUGAUGAAGAAGGAGGAUCAGAGGAAGAGACAGAAUCACACUCCACUUCUGCUCCCCUCGACAUGACCUCCUCCUCCCAUCAUCCCUCCUCCUCCUUCUUCACCCCCUCUGCCUACCUCUCCUCUGCCCCCUCUCUCCUCUCCUCGUCCUGUCCCAGUACCAUGGAGGGACCCAGUCCUGGCGGCUGGCUAAGCCCAGAGUCGAGGUGUGGUUCAGGGCAUGACUGUACUCACCUCGGCCCCCGUUCCCAGUGCAGUGGGGCCUCCUCCCCAGACCCAGACUGCGACCAAGAGAGAGGGGACAGAGCAGAGGGAGCAGAGCAGAAGUCGGGUCUGGGUAAGCUGACCCUGACCAUAACACACCCACUGCAUCCCGGGAAGGAUGACCCCAACGGUGACCCUAAGAUGACCUCUAGCCCCACACCCCACAACCCAUAGCCCCGUUCCCAUCAUCCUCCUGACCAACAGCGAAAAACGGACAGAAGACUUCACCUCUCACAUCGUAUCAUUGACUCAUGACCUUUAAACCUGAACUCUGAACUAUGAGGCUUUCUAUGGACUUAAGUGUUUAUGUUCACCCCAGAGGGAAAUCUGAAAUCAGCACCUAUUCCAUACAUAGGAACUAAGGAAUCGUGGAAAUCAGUGGAGGCUGAUGGGAGUAGCUAUAGGAGGAUGGGCUCAUUGUAAUUGUUACGGCUUUCUUCCAUUGAAGGAGAGUCGGACCAAAAUGCAGCGUGGUUGAUAAUAUACAUCUUU
Oncorhynchus tshawytscha (Chinook salmon) is the source of this 1925-nucleotide messenger RNA. Its product is annotated as SH3 domain-binding protein 5. Gene Ontology annotation, molecular function: protein kinase inhibitor activity. The transcript has 9 exons. Bases 327 to 1607 code for a protein of 426 amino acids. NCBI's taxonomy places the organism in Eukaryota, Metazoa, Chordata, Actinopteri, Salmoniformes, Salmonidae. Gene Ontology annotation, cellular component: cytoplasm. The record is from RefSeq and is a predicted model, not a curated record. Gene Ontology annotation, biological process: intracellular signal transduction; negative regulation of protein tyrosine kinase activity.